AUGGAUACGAAACAACGAUUCAUGAAUCUCCUUAAUAUAUUAUCAUUUAAAGCUACUCGUUUACUAAUUGCUUUUGAAUAUGCAAUGCCAUCAUAUUUAAAACCGAAAAAAACAUCAUCUGUAACAACUGCGCGAAAUCAAUUUGCACGUGAAUUAAUUCAGCACGAACUUCAAGAAACAUAUUCAUUCGACCAGAUACUUCAUUGUAGAAAUAUUAUUAAUGCUAAUACAACAAGUAAAAUGGAAAUGGGAAUUAAUAUUGACUUGCAAGAUAUAAUUAAUCGUUUUAAAAUCAAUCACCCCCAUCAUCCAUAUAUACAAGAUUUAAAUACAAUUUCAUUAGUACCAUUUCGUACAACGUGUAACAAUAUAUUAGGUGAUAUUGAAUGUGGUAAUCAAUUAAAAAUCGAAUUUCAUAUGACAGGUUUUAUUCUUUAUCCAACAUCAAUUCAACCGUGUACAUUAUAUAGUGGUGAAUGUGGUAGUUGUAAUAGAAGUUAUCGUAUAUCUUGUAAUGGUGCCGGUACAUCUUUAUUAUCAAAAGUUGCACGUCUUCAUCCUGAAUUUAAUAAAAAAUUUGAUUCGGGACAAAUAAUUCGUUCUUUGGAAGCUCAUUGGAUUUACUUCGAGCUUUUUAAUUUUAUCUUUAUGACAAGUUCAGAAAAAGAAAUUCUUGCUCCACGUGCACUUUUUGCUGGUCGAAAUAUUCAAGCUGGUGGUAUAAUAAAUGCUAAAGCACAAUUUCUUGAAGAACGUUUAGAUUGGAUAUACAACCUAUUCAGUAUCUUUUGGUCACAUCACAAUCUCAUUCCUGAAUGUGUUUGUGAUAAAUCAAUUUGUUCACGAGUAUUAGUUCUCGAUGGCCAUCAAAAGCCCCGUCGCACAGUAUGUCGUUUUGAUAAUGUAACAUCACUUGUGAACCAAGAAGAAUUAGGGCCCUGCAAUCGUGGUUGUCCUUAUCAGCCCAAGCGGCGUACACCCGAUAAAAAAAACAAGAAUAAACUCUCUCCAUUUUAUUGCUAUUUUCAUCAAAAUUUAGAAGAAACAAUGUCUUUAUCAACAAAGGAACACAAUCAACGUGAACAAGCAUGGUAUAAUGAAUUAAAAUCUAUUCAAAAACAAAAUAUUUUGAACAAUAAUACAACACAUGAAUCAUGUAAUGUAGUUAGAUCAGAAGAAGUUGGUAAAGAUGAAGAAAAACGUCGAAGUAUGGGUUUUCUCGCUUCAUUUUUAUCAUGUGGAGUCAUCAUAGGGUUUACGGAAUCAAUCAACCAUGAAGGGGUCCGCAUGGUUACUGAUCAUCUUUUAACCAUGAUCAAAAUGGGUACAAAGUUACCUAAUGCUAUGAUUUAUGAUGCUGCAUGUAAUUUAAAAUUAUUCUGGAAUAAGCAAUACCGUGGAGUCCACUUGAAAGAAACUCCCUCAAGCACAAUUUUGUUCAAUAUGCGGGUAGUCGUGGACAGAUUUCAUCAUAAGAAUCAUGUACAUAGCAUAUGCAAGACAAUUACUAAUCCUGAUUGCGCAUUAAAUGGAAAUGAUGAAGUUUAUCGUGGUAUCAAUACAAGCAUUGCCGAGCAAUCUUUCAGAUAUUUAAGUGAAUUUAAAUUGUCAUUACGUCGAUUGGCAUAUCCAACAUCAACAGUUUUCAGUAUUUUAUUACUUCAUUUAUGGAAUUGUCGUCGUAUUCAAAUUUCACCAGAUUCUUUCGGUUUAGGUACCAAAUAUAUGUCUGAUAAAAUUAAACCAUUAUUUCUUACAUAUUGUAUAUUUGAAACUGCACAAUUAUAUCAAAAAAAAACAGAAAUAGAAUCAUUCAAUUUAACCCAUGUACAAGAUGAUGAUGUUGAUGAUGAUGGAAAGAUUAAUAUAGAUACAAGUGAUAAUACUGUUGAACAAUUAAAUUAUGAUUGUUAUGUUAACUUGGAGCAAUAUACUUGGGAUUCGGAUGAAUCAGGUGAUGAUCAUAAAGAUUAG
Messenger RNA from Rotaria sordida, 1974 nucleotides. The record is from the annotation of a GenBank genome assembly. Lineage: Eukaryota; Metazoa; Rotifera; Eurotatoria; Philodinida; Philodinidae.